Molecule: messenger RNA, 1764 nt
Organism: Zychaea mexicana
Lineage: Eukaryota; Fungi; Mucoromycota; Mucoromycetes; Mucorales; Lichtheimiaceae
Product: kinase-like domain-containing protein
Exons: 3
Coding region: 1-1764 (587 amino acids)
Biological process (GO): intracellular signal transduction; protein phosphorylation
Molecular function (GO): ATP binding; protein serine/threonine kinase activity
Source: RefSeq, a predicted model, not a curated record
AUGGAAUAUGACGCACAGGCUCGACGAUCGUCUUGUACAGAGACGACGUCCCAGAAGCAGCGGCGCAUGAACCACUUGACAGAUCGUAUAAAGAACAUGAACUUUGACGAGCCAGCAAAAAUCUUCAGAAACAAGCAUAGCAUCCAUAAUUUUGAAACUGUUACUCCAGAUGCAUCAGUCCCCGGUACACCAGUUCAACAUCAACGAGAUCAGACUGUUUCUACGAACAACAAGAGGAAUAGUAGUGGCAGCAACAAUAAUAACGACCAAUUUUUGACCACGACGUUUGUUGCACCCGAUACACCGCGAUCAUCCUUGUCAAUUAAGAGUAAUGCAAGCAGCAACGAGAGCGGCACUAACAAAUUCUUGCGGCCCACUGCGGGUGAACGAAGCAAGAGCGCAGCAUCGUCCGUCUCCUCAGCAGAUUCUUCAGCAACACCUUCUCAGUUUGUUUUUAAAAAGCCACGGUACAACAACCGAUACCUUCAGACGCAUUUCCAUCAUAUCAAGAAGAAAGAUACCAUCUUUCACGAGCUCAAGCGGUUUCUCAAAAAAGGCGCCGGCGGUGGCGGUAGCAAUGGUGGCGGUAGCGCUGCUAGUACCAGUGGCGAUGAAAAAUCGAGCACCAAGCGAUUUAGUGCGCGUGAGCCGAUUAAAUCUUACCCAAGCAUGGAUUUUGAUACGGCCAGCGUAUCCAGUCGGAGAAGUGAUCUGUCAUUCGCCAAUGAAUUCAACAAGGACAUUGAAGCGCGUUAUGGCAAAUGGGGACGUUUUGUUGGUAAAGGCGCUGGAGGAUCCGUGCGACUGAUCCGUCGCCAUACCGACGGAAAAACAUUUGCAGUGAAACAGUUUCGAAAACGGAUGCCCAACGAAAAUGAGAAAGAAUACGUCAAGAAAGUUACCGCCGAAUUCUGCAUUGGCUCCACGUUACACCAUACCAAUGUCAUUGAAACGCUAGAUAUGAUUCGAGAAGGCGCUGUCUUUUAUCAGAUUAUGGAAUACGCGCCUAAUGACCUGUUCAAUAUUGUCAUGAGUGGCAAAAUGAACAAUGAUGAGGUGGCAUGCUGUUGGCGACAAAUGCUCGAUGGUGUCAGCUACCUUCAUUCCAUCGGCAUUGCUCAUCGUGAUUUAAAGUUGGAUAAUAUUGUGCUGGACGAGCGAGGGAUAGUCAAGUUGAUUGAUUUCGGCUGUGCGACUGUAUUCAAGUACCCGUAUGACAAGAAUGUCCAUGUUAGCAAAGGUGUCUCUGGAUCAGACCCUUAUAUUGCUCCAGAACAGUUUACACAACGCGAAUACGAUGCACGCAGAGCGGACGUAUGGUCGUGUGCGGUGAUUUAUAUCUGCAUGAUUAUCCGGAGGUUCCCCUGGCGAAUAGCACAGCCGGAUAAAGAUAGCGCAUUUAAGAAUUACAUCAAUCCAUCGUCUAAUGGUGCUGCAAGGUUACUAGGACUGCUACCCCGUGAAUCGCGCUCUCUUAUAAACCAGAUGCUUGAUCCGGAGCCCCGUCUGCGUUGUCUCGUGUCGCACGUCGCCAAUGACGAGUGGAUUAAAAGCAUUCCUUUAUGUCAUGCCGACGCGCCAAGUAUGGAACAUGUGCAUCAUUUGGUCGUUGAGCCGACCAGUCGUGAUGUGCUUUCACGGGGGAACCUUGUUGUUCUGAAUACCUCAUCGGCGGCAACACAGGCUUCGAAACGAAGUAGCCGGCAAAAGGUGACAGCUGCUGUCACACAAGGUAGCAAGAGGACUUCGCAGCAGCAACGAUAA